This is a messenger RNA of Anopheles bellator, 2202 nucleotides long. RefSeq names its product lipid scramblase CLPTM1L. Gene Ontology annotation, cellular component: endomembrane system; membrane. NCBI's taxonomy places the organism in Eukaryota, Metazoa, Arthropoda, Insecta, Diptera, Culicidae. The transcript has 7 exons. The record is from RefSeq and is a predicted model, not a curated record. Bases 152 to 1831 code for a protein of 559 amino acids.
UCAAGAAGAAUUUCCCGGCGAUCGGCCGGUAAUGCACUCUGUAACUCGGCUUAUAACUUUGGAGUGGAAAAACAUGUGAUUAAAACAUCUCGAAAGCGCACUUCUCCACUCGUAUUACGGAACGAUAAGCACACUGUGGCCACUCCGCAAGAUGAGGUUCCUAUCGCUGACAUCGUUGUGCGGCGUCGCUUUUCUGUGCUAUAUUUUGCAUUCCACGUAUACACUCGUUUCGCUGUUUCGGGCCCCACAGUGUACACCGGGCACCGGAUCGCCCUGCUAUCGGUCGCAGCUGACCAAGGGCAAGUACUUGCAGCUUUCGCUGUACACAUCGCCGUCGGCAAAUCCUCCAAACGGCGCCAAGGUAGCUAAACUUGGCACCGUCAACCCCUUCGAUCCAUUCGUGGAACUCGAGAGAUCAUACACUUUUGCGCUGCCGAAGGAAACGCGUUCCAACGGGACACUGUAUAUGUUUGCCGUCUUGACGAAAGGGGCAAAGUCGCUUGAAUGGGACGCGGUUCGAAGUCAGAGCACUUCGGUGAUCAAGAAAUUUACCCUCACGCAUUACAUGGUACCGAGGACGGCGACAAUCAAUCUGCUGAACGAUAAGGUUGGUAGCAAAAAGCCGAACAGGCUCGCGAACCAGAAACGCAUCGCUCACAUUCGGCAGAAUGUGUUUCUGCACAUCAUCACGGAGGAUUUCUCUGUUUCGGCGCGAGACAUGCCAGCCGAACUGGCACGCGAUGUCCGGAUUACACCGGACAACCUGGUGAUGCCGAUCAUACGGAGCGAUUUCUCGAAGGAAAAGCUGGCCGACCUGGUGGAGAUUGAUCCGGCGACGAAGGAGGCAACCAUUACGAUCCACUACGCACCGUGCUCGGCCGGAAAGAUUAAAAUGUUGGCACAAAUCGAGCGCGCCAUGUCGGACCUGAUGGCGCUGGGUUUCAGCGAAAAAGACAUAGACGAGGUAAAGUCCAUUUUUUCCGACACCAACGUGUAUCUGCUCUGCGGCACGAUCGUCAUUAGCAGUGUGCAUCUGCUGAUUGAUUUCCUGUCGUUUAAAAAUGAUAUUCUGUUCUGGAAGCGUAAACGCCACUAUGCGGGGCUAUCGCUUCGGAGCACGCUCUGGCGUACGUUUAGCCACGUGAUCAUUUUCCUGUACCUAUUGGAUGAAGAAACGUCCCUCCUUAUCCUCACACCGACCGGCAUCGGCACCUUGAUUGAGCUGUGGAAGGCCAAAAAGAUCCUAAAGCUCGAAGUUAGCCUGCGAGGUGGCAUUCGCGUUCGAUCGGGCUACGAUGGCAACGAUGUGCCGAACUCGAUCAAAACGGAAGAACGCAACACGCUUGAGUUGGACAAGGAAGCGAUGCAGUACCUGAGCUACGUUCUGUAUCCACUGUGCGUUGCGGGAGCCAUUUAUUCGCUUCUGUAUCUUCCCCAUAAGAGUUGGUACUCGUGGACCAUCAGUUCCAUGGCGAACGGCGUUUACGCGUUCGGAUUCCUAUUUAUGCUGCCGCAGCUCUUUAUCAACUACAAACUGAAGUCCGUCGCCGCACUGCCGUGGCGUGUUUUCAUGUACAAAGCGUUCAAUACAUUCAUCGACGAUGUGUUCGCGUUCAUCAUCACAAUGCCAACGGCCCACCGGUUCGCCUGCUUCCGGGACGAUAUCGUGUUUCUGGUCUAUCUCUACCAGCGCUGGUUGUAUCCGGUGGAUAAGACGCGCAUCGAUGAAGACGAGCGAGUGCCUCUGCUCGACAAAGAUCAAGACGCGGCCAGUAAAGAGAAGCAAAAGCGCGACAAGAUUGGGAACAGUGAUAGCAAAAAAGAUAAUUAAACCUACGAGUGUAGCAUUUAUCACGUUUUACACUUUCUGCAAUACUACGCGUUAGGGAAUCUAAGAAUAUGAUCCGUUGUGAUGCGUAAUGCACGGGAUAGGACAGUUAAAGUUCCUUCAACCUUCAAGUUUCACCGAUGGCAUUGUUUGUACACUGCCGGGGAAGAAAGAAAAACUGCACAAGACAAUAAUCGCUGGAAUUUUUUAUGUCUUUCGAUUUUUCUGGCAAUGCAAAGUCCUUUUGGCAGUAUUUUGUUAAACAUACAUUCCAUCCCAAUUCGUUUUCCCUGAAAAGGUCUCACUAACGAGUUGGUUAACAUGCUUCAGUUACAGAACCGUCCAUAUGCUAUGUUUCCUCCUCAAUAAAUACU